Messenger RNA from Tupaia belangeri chinensis (Chinese tree shrew), 1230 nucleotides. It is a transcript of the gene TEX53, whose product is annotated as testis expressed 53. NCBI's taxonomy places the organism in Eukaryota, Metazoa, Chordata, Mammalia, Scandentia, Tupaiidae. The record is from RefSeq and is a predicted model, not a curated record. The coding region runs from base 386 to 967 and encodes 193 amino acids. The transcript has 4 exons.
UCCCUUAAAAAAAAAAGAAAAAAAAGCCUCAGCUUCUAAUGCAUCCUCUCUCUGCCAUUUACUAGCUGUGUCACCUAGCCAAGAUAUCUGAACAACUCCGGGCCUCAGUCUUCUCAUCUGUCAAAUGUGUAUCUACCUGUAGCACAGUGAAGUAUUGGCCCAAUAUUUUCACCUAUCUUGGCCAGUUCCUCUUUGGUGAAGUGUAUGUUCUCCCCCCUGAGCCCUGUCACGUGACUUGCUUGGUCAAUGGAAACAGCAGAUGGAACACCAGCAGGAGCUUAGACAUGUGUUUUCACCGUGGGACUUGCUCUUUCGCCUUUUGCCUCUUGCAUCCUGAUUAGAAGGGCAGGCCUGGCUAGCCUGCUAAUCCAAGGAUAAGAGACGGAUGACAUAUGUCACAGCUAACAUGACAGGUAGGGUGGACAGAGGGGCAAACCCCAGGAGACAGAGUCCAAAGACAGUCUCCCUCCUUCUUGCCUCUGUGGUUCACUCCAAACCCCCCUGGACCCAGCAUUCCAGGUUUCCCAGCUCUGUGACAUCACAGACAGCUUCCUGUCCACUCUGCCAUCUGCAGGGAGUCCAAAGAGAUGGAUGGGCUACGAUAACUCCUCACAGCAACUUAUUGACAGUGUCGAGAUUUGAACCCACAAGACAGCUUCAUGAUCAUGCUCCCAUGGGUCCUGGAUCCAACUGGAAGAAACUGAAGUCAAUGAGCUACAGGACGGAAAGGGAAUGGCAAGUCAAUGAACAGACCUAUCAAAACAUGGGGUCAACACUUUUCUGUUGCUGCUGCAAGGCUGACGAGAGAGCUUCCAAUCCUGUUGGCACCCACAGUCCAAGAACGUCUGAACAACAGCAUCCACGAACCUUCAAUAUGAACACACAUUCUCGCCAAAAUGAUUUACAAAGAAGGCACCACUCCCCCAACAACUUGAUGCUCAAGAUGUGUACCCUUGGGAGGCCCUGAGCAUUCUAGUUGGCAGUGCCCACGUGGGUCUCUGAGCUGUGCAGCUGCGGGAGCAUGUCCAUGAGGAAGAGAGCAGUGGACAGGAGUCAUGAAGACCGAUUCAGAAACUCCCCUGGAGGAGGAGAAGACGUCUGAGCCAUCCCUGUGCCACCGACAAGAGUCCGCCAGUUUCUGAAAAAGCCACAGUGGGAGGAGCUGCCUCCAAUUAAAGUCUUUGGUUGCAUCACAGGAUCAUGUCCAUCCUGUUUUCCCCUUUCCCAGCC